Cladophialophora psammophila CBS 110553 is the source of this 1377-nucleotide messenger RNA. RefSeq lists its product as uncharacterized. The transcript has a single exon. The record is from RefSeq and is a predicted model, not a curated record. Lineage: Eukaryota; Fungi; Ascomycota; Eurotiomycetes; Chaetothyriales; Herpotrichiellaceae. Bases 1 to 1377 code for a protein of 458 amino acids.
AUGGCUGCAGUCACACAGACGAUUGCAAUCAUUGACAAGUCGAACAAGGUUGUCAGUACAACCAAACAACUGAAAAAUGUCUUCAAGGAAGCCAAGAUGGCUUACUUGGAGCGGAAGGCCGAGAUAGCAGCAGAACGAAGGGCGAGAGAAGAAAAAGAACUGAGGAAAGCAAUGAAGAACGUGACAAUAGCAGAAGAUACCAGGUCAAAUGCGUCCCGAAGGUCGCACAGACACCACAGUCACAGAACCGAGAUUGAUAAUGGUCGACACCGACCUUCAGAGAGCCAACACCACUACUCACCAGAAUUCGUGUGCACGCCGGCUCCUCAUGCAGGCUCCGAGGCCACCGGUCCCAGGUCGCCAGAAGAAGUCUUCCCCAGGCACGUCGGCCUUGCAGAAUUCAAUCAAGAACUCUACGGUUACCAUCACCCACCCCCAGAAUACACACAUGCCCCGCAUGGAGCCAGCGGACUUGUUCGCAGGACGACCGAUCUACCGCUCGAUACUCAUCGGUCAAAUAGACCUCCACCUGUGCGUUCUCACUCGGUUUCCGACGUUGACAUGGACCUUGCAUAUGGCGAAUUCCAUCCGGAGUCACUUAUGCUGGACCCCAAGGUGGAGCAAAAGUUACAGAAGCAAGAAAUGUCCAGCCUGGUCACUAAGUGCAAGAUGCUGAUGGACGAGGCCAAUUGCGCACAGCACAGUGUCCGGGCCACUAUCACACAUCUGCAGACAAAUCCGGACUCCAUGGCAGCUGUUGCCUUGACGUUGGCGGAGAUUAGCAACUUGGCGGGCAAGAUGGCACCUGGUGCGCUUGCAGCAUUCAAAGCCGGUGCUCCCUCGGUUUUCGCCAUGCUCGCAGCUCCCGAGUUUCUUAUUGCUGUGGGUGUGGGUGUUGGGAUCACUGUUGUGAUGUUCGGAGGCUACAAGAUCAUCAAGAAGAUCCGAGCCCGGGUCAGUGACAAAGAGGAAGACGCAAUGGAUGAGAUGCUGGACGUCAAUGAACUUGACCGGAUUGAACACUGGAGACGUGGUAUCCCGGAUACCGAGACGGCGAGUGUUGCUACAAGCGUCGAAGGUGAAUUCAUCACUCCGUUGGCUGCGAGAAGUAUGGGUCACCUGCCUCUUCCCCGGGAGCAGAGCCGGGAAAGACCGAAGGAGCCGAGAAAGGAAUCGAAGAAAAAGAGACACCACCGGAGAGUCGAAGAUGACCCUGACCGCACGGUGGUGGGGAGCGAGAACUCAUCGAAAUCGCGGAGAAGCAAAGGCAGCAGCAGAUCGGAGAAGAGAGAAAAGGCACUUGUCAAGACCAAGAAACCUAGUACGCUGAGGAGAAUGUUCCUCAGCAGGGACACAGAUAUCUCUUCCAGACGAUGA